Harpegnathos saltator (Jerdon's jumping ant) is the source of this 1214-nucleotide messenger RNA. RefSeq names its product cardiolipin synthase (gene CLS). Gene Ontology annotation, molecular function: cardiolipin synthase (CMP-forming) activity. Gene Ontology annotation, biological process: cardiolipin biosynthetic process. Bases 144 to 1001 code for a protein of 285 amino acids. NCBI's taxonomy places the organism in Eukaryota, Metazoa, Arthropoda, Insecta, Hymenoptera, Formicidae. Gene Ontology annotation, cellular component: mitochondrion; membrane. The record is from RefSeq and is a predicted model, not a curated record. The transcript is spliced from 4 exons.
CCAAGUGUUCUGUUUGCGCUUUAAAAUUUAACCUCACAAAUGAAGGCCCCGAUCUCGAGAUAUGCAUAGAGAUACACGCACAUUUUGCAUAUGGCGUGAAAUGAGAUUUACGCUUAAAACGUUUGAUAUAGGGGUGAAUAAUUAUGAGCUACUUCACUAUAUUCUCAUUUAGACAGUGCUCAACUGUAAAUAGAUGUUUAAUGGAGCAAUGUCUGAGGCACUAUCAGAUGUGUCAAGCCAGACUUUAUGUUGUAUCAACCGAGAAUCGUUACAAACAUGUGGGUGCAAAAGAAAGGGGUGUUUACAGAAAAACAUUGCGAACACGUUUGCUACAAGACCUCAAGCACACAAGGAGGAAAGUAGAAGAGAUCAUUGAAAGGGAAAAUAUCUGGACUGUACCAAAUUUGCUAUGCAUGGGUCGCAUUGUGACAUCACCAUUCUUAAGCUAUUUGAUCUUAUCACAUGACUAUCAAAUAGCCCUGUGCUUGCUUGCAUUUGCAGGACUCAGUGAUCUAGCUGAUGGAUGGAUUGCACGCACUUGGACAUCCCAAGCUUCCAAACUUGGGAGCUUUCUGGAUCCUGUUGCAGACAAAUUACUCGUUGGGACAUUGUUCCUUUCUUUAGCAUGGGUUGGUUUAAUACCAAUACCUCUUACUUAUCUUGUGAUUGUGCGUGAUGUUGCUUUAGUAACUGCUGCAUCAUAUAUUAGAUAUCGUUCCUUACCUCCACCAAAAACAUUAGUAAGGUAUUUUGAUCCUACACAUGCCACUGUGCAACUAGCACCAACACUAGCAAGCAAGUUGAACACUGGUGUGCAGUUAACCCUGGUUGCUGGAACAUUGGCUGCUCCAAUUUUCAAUUUUGUAGACCAUCCAGUUUUACAAGGUUUAUACUAUUUGACAGCAUUUACAACAAUUGCAGGAGGUAUCAGUUAUCUGUUCUCAAAGGAUACUUAUAAAUUUUUGAGAAAAAGAAAGACUCCAACACGAAUGUCACCUUAAAGUUAAACUACAUAUUAUUAUAUCUCAGGAUAUCCCGUAUAUUUGAAAAUUGUUCUAAAUUAAGAACAUUAAGUGUGUUAUAGUUUACAUAAUCGGCAACGACAUUUGUAUGUUUGUUAAAAAUUGAUAGAUCAAUUUUGUUGUAAAUGAAGUUGCAUACAAAAGGUUUUUGACUUAUUCUGCGUAUUUUCAACUUAUUCUCUAAAUAAAAAA